GGCGCUAUUCGGCUAAGAGGCAGCGAAACUUACAGGUUACCCCCAAUUCGGUGGGUGUGUGCCAAAAAAGCAAAGAAGCAAACAAAUUAAUGUGUCAGGCAGUCAAUAGAAAGCGACAAUAUUUGCACAGGCGGCUCAUUAACUGGACAAUAGGGAAUCACAUCAUGAGUCAGCUAAUACCUUUUGUUGUGCUCUUUUGCUGGAGCCUGUCCGCUAAAGCGGCAGCAGAAGCUAGACUAAGCUUUGAGCAGGCGCGGCAGGCUGUCCUUAAUGCGGAGGAGGAACUCAUGACCGGCGGUCACACCUUUCUCAACGAUCAGGAGUCCAAGGUCGACGACCUCUUUAUGCAGUACAAGCUGGGCGAAUUGUCGCAGGGUUUUCGGAAUGCCGAACAAAAUGCGGCCGCGCUACAUUUCUUCAAAGCCAAGCAGCUAAUCGAUCGAAGCAGCGUUUUCAGAUUCCUGCAACAAAUGCCCAAAGGUGCCUUGUUGCAUCUGCACAAUACGGCGGCCGUCAGCUCCAGAUGGGUGGUCCAGAACAUGUCCUAUAUGCAGGGCCUUUUGCGCUGCACCAAUGCCGCCGGCCUGAGCAUUCUCUCUUUUCGGCGACUGCCAAAGCAGCACGGCUGCCAGUCGCAGUAUGUCCUGGUUAGUGAUGAGCGUCGAAAUUCCAUUGAUCCAGCGCUCUACGAUCAGAAUUUUGAACGCCUUACCAACCUCUAUACGCCGGUGCCGGAGUUUGAGUAUCCCACCAUCACUGCGGUAUGGAACAAGUUCCAGGACAUGUUCACCACUUUGGGGGACGCGCUCUGCUAUCUGCCGGUUUUUCGCGCCUAUCACUGGCAGUUGCUGGAGGAACUAUACAACGACAAUGUCAUGUAUGUGGAGAUACGUACCAGCUUAAAGGAGUUGUACGAUGCCAGUGGCCGCACAUUUCCCAAGGAGCAAACCGUACGAGAAUUGGCUGCCAUUGAUGAGAAGUUUCGGCGUCUUCAUCCCAAUUUUCUGGGCAUGAAGAUCAUUAAUGCCGUCUUUCGUGCCACAAGCUUGGAGGAAAUUCAAAAUCGUAUCCAAUAUUUUCGGCAAUUACAUCAACAGUUUCCCAACUUUGUUGUGGGCUUUGAUUUGGUGGGUCAGGAGGAUAAGGGUAAGCCCUUGUAUAGUUUCCUGCCAGCUCUGCAGGACUUGCCACCCACUGCUCGCUUCUUUUUUCAUGCCGGCGAGACAAACUGGUUUGGAGCGUCCACUGAUAUCAAUCUGCUGGACGCCUUGCUGCUUAAUACCACCCGCAUUGGACAUGGCUAUGCGCUGGCCAAGCAUCCGAUUUUGAUGAACGCUGUGAAGACGCGUGACAUUGCCGUGGAGGUCAGUCCGAUUUCCAAUCAGGUUCUGCAUCUGGUCUGGGAUAUGCGUAACCAUCCGGGCGCACAGUAUCUGGCUUUGAAUGUGCCCAUUGUAAUUUGUAACGAUGAUCCCGGUUUUUGGAAUGCCAAGGGACUCAGCUAUGAUUUUUAUUAUGCCAUCAUGAGUUUGGCGCCGAACAACGCAGGAUUGCGCCUCCUUAAGACUCUCGUGUGGAACUCGGUGCGAUAUUCGUUGUUGGAGGAGGGCGAACGACGUCGCGCCUAUGAGCUAUUGGAGAAGAGCUGGUCGCGUUUUAUCGAUAAGGUGCUGCAGGGCAGUGUCUUCUAAAAUAGCGUUAAAUGUACGAUAAAAUAAUUAGAAGAUGGUGUAAAAUUGCAA
Molecule: messenger RNA, 1742 nt
Organism: Scaptodrosophila lebanonensis
Lineage: Eukaryota; Metazoa; Arthropoda; Insecta; Diptera; Drosophilidae
Product: adenosine deaminase 2-like
Exons: 6
Coding region: 90-1691 (533 amino acids)
Biological process (GO): inosine biosynthetic process; adenosine catabolic process
Molecular function (GO): adenosine deaminase activity
Source: RefSeq, a predicted model, not a curated record